Molecule: messenger RNA, 2332 nt
Organism: Cuscuta campestris
Lineage: Eukaryota; Viridiplantae; Streptophyta; Magnoliopsida; Solanales; Convolvulaceae
Source: the annotation of a GenBank genome assembly
CUUUCUAGCGAUGCUCUUGAUGCAUCGAACAUUGAAGAAAGUUGAGGAAAGUCAGCGGCGACCUUGAUGCAUAGAAUCGGAAAAGAAGACGAGAGCCUUUUGAGAUUUCCGAUUCCAGCCCAUUUUUUGAUGUUUUUGACAUGAUUCUUUGAGCUCUUGAAUCGUUUGAAGCCGAGCAAUCACUUCCUAGGCUUGGUUGGGUGAUUUCGCUGCUGGAAAAUGGCAAAAUCGCAGGUCAAAAUUGCGGAGUUACUGUUCAUCGACGAACACAAAUUCUUCAUUUGGCCUCGUUUCCAGCUCGAUUGAUGGCUAAUUUUUGGGGUUUAGGAGCGGCUUCGGAUGCUUAAUCAAGGUCUGAAGUUGGAAUUCCAUUCCAACUGAAAUCCCUUUCGAUUUGAGCAUUUUUUGGAUUCUUUGGCACUGUUCACAGUCCGAAAUUGAAACCCAGGUUUCACCAUGUUGCUGGGGUCUUUUGCUUCCAAUUUUUUGGCUUUGAGCUCGGUUUUCAGGGCCCUUUCAAUGUCUAUUGCUGGGUUUUGGAUUCACAUAACAUGUUUUAAUCUUCUUGAUUUUUGGUGCUCGAAUCACUGUUCAUGUUCUUGGAUACUGCCUGCUGCUUUGCUACUGGUUUGGGCUGCUGCUUGGCCUGGUUUGCUUUGCUGUUUGAGGUUGUUUCUAAUUUGAAUAUGGGCUGACUCUCUAGUGCAUUUUGGCUAUAACCUUCAUUCAAUGUAUUGUUUUACCUUCUUCAUUUGGGACUGUCCAGAGGUUGCUGCCUGUGUGGUUUGAUUGGCUUUUGGGUCUGUUUCUUGGCUUGUUGUAAGGUGAAAUGUAUUUGAAUUAGGGCUGUACCAUUAUUGGGUGUGGAAAUCUCUGAUUUUCGGGCUGCCAUCUCCAAACAACAGCCCCUCCUGGGGGGAAGGGGGUUUGAUGUUUGCUAGCUGAACUCAUGUACUUGAGGGAUGGGGAUGGUAUGCAUUGGUUGCUGGCAGGCCAACCUUCUUCCUUUUGCACUGGAUGAUUUUCUUCUGCCUCGUUUUGGCCUACCACUGCCCAGGCCACUCAAAUCUCUGGUUGGCAUUCAUACUUGGUGUAUAAGGCAGUUCUUGGGCAGCCUUUCUACUUGGUGUUUGUAAUGCUGAAUCAUGGGUUAAUCGAGGUUGUCUCUGGGUGGGGAAAGGCCGCUGUGUUGCUGGUUUGUGGCUGCCUAAGGAUCCAUCUUCUUGGCCCCUUUGUGAGCCAUGAAUUGGCCGUGUUUGGAAGGGAGCAGGCUGCACUUUUCGGUGGUGCAGAUUCACCACCCUGUGGUGGUUUUGCUGGGUGUGCGGCUGCUUGGUUGGCUUUCUGACUGUGCCUUAGUAACUGCUUUACCUUGUGCUAACAGCCACUUUAAUGGGAAACCAUUGUUGAGCCUUGGGCUCCAAUGUUUCAACACCACAAAAAGGGAAGGAUUCGAUGUAACCCCCUGGUGAUUGAAGUAUGUUUUAACCAUAUAAGCAGCUGGUUUGGGCUGGGGCAGAGGCAGUUUUCAUAUGGCGCAUCUGUGGUUGUGGCUUCAUGACUUCACCACCCGGGUUACCUUGUGACCUUUUGGGGUGGAGGAGGACAUAUGAAUGGCUGCUUCCACCUUCUCUUCUUUGCCCUUCUCUUUCUUUUUUGGCCAAGUUUUUGGCAUGACCUUUGUGAUCUCAUACCCGAUCUAUUGUGGGAUACUAGUACCAAAUGUCACGCCGUCCUUGUAGGGCUGAGGCUUCCUCUGGCGUUUGGAAAUGGUGGCUCCUUGGAUUAUGGGUACGAUAUUUCAAAAUUGGGGGUGAACUUGAAGAUCCUAGCAAUGCUGAGGGAUAUGCUGAUGCAGUGGCAGGCAUUAACGCUUGUGACCCUUCGGUUUUGGUGUCUUGAGGAUUAGCAAAGCUCUCAUGACCACGAAAGCUUGAUUGUUCCAAUGAUGAUGGAUUCCAUACCUUCGGAGGAUAUUUUUGGGAUUAACGCAUGUUGAUGAGGACAGUCCUUGAGCUCUCAACCCGGUGGUGCUUACUUUCGGAGUUUGAUAAUGACGGACCUACCUUUUGAUGUUCCUUUGAGGAUGACAAUGCAUGAAGACGAGGAUGGGCCUUGGUGAUGGUGAUGAUCAUGUUUCUUUGUGAUGUACAUUUAUUCCCCUGGUGCUUGUACUUGUUUAUUCAUGUCUUGUUGAUUGGGCGUGCGUGCCUUUGGCGUGUGUGCCACUAUUUCUUUGAUUUUAUAGGGGUAUGCCCCGGUGCAUUGUAUGUUUACUUCGUGGAUGUAUUUUGUAUUGACUCUCGGAUAUUAAUAAUUUACAUUUUAUCCU